AUGGAUCUUGACAAUUUUAAGAGAGGAAAGGAAUUUUACAGCCGGAUUGGGCAUUCGUCGAAGCGAGCCUACCUUCUUCACGACCCGCCUGGAACGGGGAAAUCAAGCUUCGUGCCUGCCAGGAACGAUUUGUACGACCUCGAGCUCACUCAGGUGAAGAACAACGCGGUGCUCCAUGCACUUCUCACGCAAACAAAGGAAAAAUCUUUGAUUAUUAUUGAAGACAUCGAUUGCUUGUUGUGUCUAACUGACAGAGUUUCGAGGCUUUCUAACGACAAUGAAGAGGAGAAGAGCAGCAACAAAGUUAUUCUGUCUGGUUUUCUCAAUUUCACAGAUGGCUUGUGGUUCUGCUGCGGAGAGGAGCGUAUUAUUGUGUUUACGACCAACCACAAGGAUAUGCUUGAUCCAGCCAUACUCAGGUGUGGGAGGAUGGACAUGCACAUUCUACUCUCUUUCUGCACUUUUCCUGCAUUUAAAUCUCUUGCUUUUAAUUAUUUGGAGAUAGAGGAUCACCCACUCUUUUCCGUCAUGGAAGAGAAGAUGGCAUGCGGGGCUGAGGGCAGAUUUUAUAGAAGUUCUGAUGAAUAA
Cryptomeria japonica (Japanese cedar) is the source of this 588-nucleotide messenger RNA. Its product is annotated as AAA-ATPase At3g28610-like. Gene Ontology annotation, molecular function: ATP binding; ATP hydrolysis activity. Bases 1 to 588 code for a protein of 195 amino acids. NCBI's taxonomy places the organism in Eukaryota, Viridiplantae, Streptophyta, Pinopsida, Cupressales, Cupressaceae. The record is from RefSeq and is a predicted model, not a curated record. The transcript has a single exon.